AUGAAUUCUAGACUCGGAAAGGAGUUAAAAUUUUAUGUUACACUAGCUUAUGGUUCAGUUGUUUGCCGUCUAGGCCUCCGAAAUUGGUAUGACAGGAUCAAUGACAAAAUUGUGCUUGGUGGACUACCAAUGCUACCAGAUUUCGACAGCACUAGAACUAAGGAGAACAUAACUCAUGUGAUUAGUAUGAUUGAGCCCCAUGAGGUCAAGGGAUUCGUACUCGGACCCUCUGAAGCUGCUUUCAGAGGUCUCAAAUAUAUCAAUCUUCCUGUUCAAGAUUUUGUUGGAGUUCCUUCUAUCGAACAGGUAGACGCUGGUCUCUCAUUUAUAGAUUCCUGUCGAGGAACCGAUACUAGUGUGUACAUUCACUGCAAAGCUGGACGAACGCGCUCGGCCUACAUCGUGGUGUGCUACUUUAUGCAUGCCUUUGACCUCAAUAUGGAGAAGGCCAUUGAACAUGUCCGAAUUUUCCGCCCUUCAAUCAAAUUUAACCGAGAUCAAAUGCAGGGUCUUCAGGACUACUUUGAUCAUCUCACCGAGCAGAAACGAUUUGAACAAAGACAUUGGCAAGUUUGCCUUGUUUUAAGUGAUGUCCUCUCACAUAUCUGUUAA
Rodentolepis nana is the source of this 612-nucleotide messenger RNA. The record is from the annotation of a GenBank genome assembly. Lineage: Eukaryota; Metazoa; Platyhelminthes; Cestoda; Cyclophyllidea; Hymenolepididae.